Pelodiscus sinensis (Chinese soft-shelled turtle) is the source of this 461-nucleotide messenger RNA. The record is from RefSeq and is a predicted model, not a curated record. NCBI's taxonomy places the organism in Eukaryota, Metazoa, Chordata, Testudines, Trionychidae.
CUCUGGGAUAGCACCGGGAAUCUACCAUGUCCGCCGAUGUCUGGGUGGGCUCCUGGAGACCCCACCGGCCCAAAGGGCCCAUCGCUGCUCUCUACAGCAGUCCCGGGCCCAAGUAUGGGCUCCCCACAAACGUAGGUUACCCCCUUCACGACCCCUCCCGCUACCGCGCCCCCGCCUACAGCUUCGGCAUCCGCCGCCUGCAGCUGCAGGAUGCCUGCUCUCCGGGGCCCAAGUACAAGGUGCCCGACAAGAUGACCAUGAGGGGCAAAGAUGGGAUCCCGGCCUACUCCAUCUACGGCCGCCCCAAGGACCUGCCUCUCUUUGUCCCAGGUCGCUAUAGCCCCGAGAAGGCGGGGAAGUGGGCCUACCACUCCGCGCCCAACUACUCACUCGCCUCCCGCACGAAGGAGUUUGCGAAUGACCAGACUCCAGGUAGGAGAGCCCACGGAGAGCAGAGCUGG